Salvelinus sp. IW2-2015 is the source of this 1106-nucleotide messenger RNA. Its product is annotated as Golgi SNAP receptor complex member 2. The record is from RefSeq and is a predicted model, not a curated record. Gene Ontology annotation, molecular function: SNARE binding; SNAP receptor activity. Gene Ontology annotation, biological process: intra-Golgi vesicle-mediated transport; vesicle fusion. Gene Ontology annotation, cellular component: endoplasmic reticulum membrane; ER to Golgi transport vesicle membrane; SNARE complex. Lineage: Eukaryota; Metazoa; Chordata; Actinopteri; Salmoniformes; Salmonidae.
AUUCCAUUUCCGUACACAAAUCUUCUCAACUGAUGACGUGUGCAUUGCACAAACAUCCACUUGUUUUCAGUUUAACAAUAAAACCGGACAAAGGUAUUCCUCUAUAGACCGAGAGUAUUUUUUUGUGGAUUGUGUCUUGAAACAUAAAGGAAAAUGGAAACAUUGUACCAUCAAACAAAUAAGCAAAUACAGGAGGUGCAGUCGCUCAUGGGACGCCUGGAGAACACAGAUCGUCCGUCUGUCCACUUGUUGGAGAACGAGCUGCAGGCCAGAAUCGAGCAGAUCUUCAGCCAUUUGGAACGUCUGGAAAUCCUGGCUAGCAAAGAACCGCCAAACCGCCGUCAGAACGCCAAACUGCGGGUAGACCAGCUGAAGUAUGAUGUUCAGCACCUCCAGACGGCGCUGAGGAACUUCCAGCACCGCCGCUACUCACGAGAGACCCAGGACCGAGAGAGGGAGGAGCUCAUGAGUCGUACCUUCACCACCAACGAUGCAGACACCUCCAUUCCCAUAGACGAGACGUUGCAGUUAAACUCCAACCUGAACAACGCACACAGAGGCAUGGACGACCUCCUGGGCAGCGGCAGCAGCAUCCUCACCGGACUCAGGGACCAGAGGGGCACGCUCAAGGGGACCCAUAAGAAGAUGCUGGAUGUGGCCAACAUGCUGGGUCUGUCCAACACGGUGAUGAGGCUGAUCGAGAAGAGGGCCACCCAGGAUAAGUUAAUCAUGAUUGGAGGGAUGCUGCUCACCUGUGUGGUCAUGUUCCUGGUGGUCAAGUACCUGGGCUGACCAUGACCGCAACUGCAACCACAGUUUUGCGUUGGUCUUGGACAUUUUUGCACAAUAAGCCCAUAAGAUACGUGAACGGUGAUAAAUUAGCCUUGUCUUCUAAUCGGAGAGCUCCUUGAAAGUAUUGUUUUCCGAUCGGAAGGCGAGGAAUUAUCCGUCUUUUAAUUUCCAUGGGUUUUGUCACCCACUUCUAUUUCAACCACUCUUUUGCACCAGUAAAAUGGGUGUUAAGGCAAGACAUAUACACUGAGUGUACAACACAUUAAGGAUGCCUUCCUAAUGUUGAGUUGCACCCUUUGCCCUCAGAACAGCCU